Cololabis saira (Pacific saury) is the source of this 1022-nucleotide messenger RNA. RefSeq names its product annexin A5a (gene anxa5a). The record is from RefSeq and is a predicted model, not a curated record. Gene Ontology annotation, cellular component: cytoplasm. Gene Ontology annotation, molecular function: calcium ion binding; calcium-dependent phospholipid binding. Gene Ontology annotation, biological process: negative regulation of coagulation. The transcript is spliced from 12 exons. Bases 1 to 960 code for a protein of 319 amino acids. NCBI's taxonomy places the organism in Eukaryota, Metazoa, Chordata, Actinopteri, Beloniformes, Belonidae.
AUGUUAGCACAGGAGUACAGAGGCAGCGUCAGACCUUACGUCAACUUUAAUUCCAAACAUGAUGCUGAACUUCUCCACAAGGCUAUGAAAGGCAUUGGUACAGAUGAAGAUACUGUCCUCAUGCUACUGUCAUCGCGCAGCAAUGACCAGCGACAGCAAAUUAAGGCAGCGUACCAAAAAACCUAUGGAAAGGACUUAGUCGGUGCACUGAAAUCUGAGCUCGGUGGGCUGUUUGAGAAUUUGAUUUUGGCCUUGAUGACGCCGCCGGUCUCGUAUGACGCUUCUCAGCUGCACAAGGCUCUCAAGGGUGCAGGGACUGAUGAUCAAGUGCUGAUGGAGAUCCUGGCCUCCAGGACUGGUGAACGGAUCAAAGAAAUCAUCAAAGUGUACAAGAAAGAGUUUGGAGGCAAAUUGGAGAAAGAUAUCUGUGGUGACACGAGCGGGCACUAUAUGAAGCUGCUGGUGAUCCUGCUGCAGGGGAGCAGAGAGGAAGGAGUCGAUGAGGAAAACAUUGAGAAGGAUGCUAAGGACUUGUUCGCUGCUGGUGAGGAAACAUUUGGCACAGAUGAGGAAAAAUUCAUCAUGAUCCUUGGCAACAGGAGUGCAGAGCAUCUCCAAAAAGUAUUUGAUGCCUACAAGAAGCUCUCUGACUCAGAUAUAGAGGACAGCAUUAAAAGUGAGACCACUGGGAAUUUGGAGAACUUACUGCUGGCUGUUGUGAAAUGUGUCAGGAGUGUUCCUGGCUUUUUUGCCGAGAGCCUCCAUAAAUCUAUGCGGAGAGCUGGAACGGAUGACGAGACCCUGACCAGGAUAAUGGUGUCGAGGAGUGAGGUGGACAUGUUGGACAUCCGAGCAAGCUUUAAAAAGCUGUAUGGAGAGUCUCUGUACACCACCAUCCAGGAGGACACGACUGGAGACUACCAGAAGGCCUUGUUGUACCUCUGCGGUGGGAAUGAUUAAUGCGGUCAUACGACGCGUUCAGCAGAUCUGACUGAUGAGCCACCGGGGAGCCGCAAGACGAA